AUGUUGAAAGGUGUCAAUCCCAAUUUCUACAAUUUCGCAGAGCAACAACUCAUCUCAGGGCUUAAUCUUACUCAGCGGGCUCAAUAUAAAGAUGUCAUCGAUGAGGCAAUCUACGGCUCUGAUGAAUUCCGCAUGUACGCGUACAAGAUCAAACGCUGCACAAGGAUGCGUAGCCACGACUGGACUGAGUGCCCCUUCGCCCACCGUGGCGAGAAGGCUCAGCGCCGAGACCCUCGCAAGGUGCCCUACACCGCCAUUGCCUGCCCUGCCUUCCGCAACGGAAGAUGCCAGAAAGGCGACGCCUGCGAGUUCGCUCACGGGGUGUUCGAAUACUGGCUACACCCUGCCAGGUAUCGUACGCGUGCAUGCAAUGCCGGGAGGUUUUGCCAACGUAAGGUUUGUUUCUUUGCCCAUACCCCUGACGAGCUCAGGUCCGAGAGCAAAUGCAAGUGCCAUUUUGGAUACAAGGGAAGGAUGAACGGUGAAGAUGAGCUGCUGAUGGGGAUUGGAUCAGGUGGCGGAGAUUGUUCCACCUCAAUGCAGGCACAUGAUUUUUCAGUGCCUUUUGCAUCAACGGUGAACAGGGAUUGCUGCUGCCUCGAAGGGUUUUCGGAUUUCUUGAGGAGGUUGAGGGCAUUCAAGAUCAUGGAAGAAGAGGAAAGGGAGAUGAGGAAUGGUGGUGGGUUUGAGGUGUCGGAUUCGGAUUUGCCACAUCUUGACUGGAUUUCUGAGUUGGUGAAAUAA
This is a messenger RNA of Theobroma umbraticum, 744 nucleotides long. It is a transcript of the gene PEI1, whose product is annotated as Zinc finger C-x8-C-x5-C-x3-H type family protein. The record is from RefSeq and is a predicted model, not a curated record. Gene Ontology annotation, molecular function: metal ion binding. NCBI's taxonomy places the organism in Eukaryota, Viridiplantae, Streptophyta, Magnoliopsida, Malvales, Malvaceae.